Messenger RNA from Acytostelium subglobosum LB1, 843 nucleotides. RefSeq lists its product as hypothetical. The annotation marks the transcript as partial. Gene Ontology annotation, molecular function: water channel activity. Gene Ontology annotation, biological process: transmembrane transport. Gene Ontology annotation, cellular component: plasma membrane. Lineage: Eukaryota; Evosea; Eumycetozoa; Acytosteliales; Acytosteliaceae. The record is from RefSeq and is a predicted model, not a curated record. The transcript has 2 exons.
AAUCAAACAAUCCAAAAAAUGGCAAUAUUCCCAUUAAUUACACAAUACAACAACUUGGAUAAGAACAAGAUGAUUAUCCAGUUGGCAGAGACCAAGCAACGUCAGUUCCUUCGUCAAUGCAUGGCCGAGUUCUUUGGUGUGGCCUUCUUCGUGUUCAUGGUGUCUGGUUCAGUCAUCACGGCCAACUUCUUCACGGCCGACCCCGUCGCACGUAUCGUCCUCAUUGCCUUUAUCCAAGCCUUUGCCCUUGCCACCAUCAUUUGGUUCUCCAGUGGUGUGUCUGGAUGUCAGCUGAACCCAGCCGUCACAUGUUCCCUCAUCACUACCUCACGUAUGGGUCUCCUCAACGGUCUCCUCUUCAUUAUCAUGCAAUCUGCUGGUGCUCUCGCCGGUGCCUCCCUCAUGGCUGCCGCUGUUCCAUACAGAUACGAAGGAAACUUGGGCGCAACAACAAUCAACCCAGUGAUCAGCAUUGCCCGUGCUUUCUUCCUCGAGUUCAUGGCCACUGCCUUGCUCUGCUUCGUCGUGCUGAGUUUGUCCGUGUACAACGAGUGGGACUCUAGACUGAGCCGUUUCGCUCCAUUGGCCAUCGGUUGUGCCGUCUACGUCGGUGUUGCCAUGCUUAACCCAUGGACUGGAGGCUCAUUGAACCCAGCCCGUUCAUUCGGACCCGCGGUGCUCUCGGGAACAUGGCACUACCAUUGGUUGUACUGGGCUGCACCAAUUGCCGGUGGUGUCGCUGCCGGUCUGGUCUGGAGAUACAUCCUCUCCGAGAAGGUCGCCCUCAUCGAGCGUCCAUACAACGAGUUUGCUCCAAACCCAUACGGAGUUCCAGCUCAAUAA